Messenger RNA from Oppiella nova, 507 nucleotides. Lineage: Eukaryota; Metazoa; Arthropoda; Arachnida; Sarcoptiformes; Oppiidae. The record is from the annotation of a GenBank genome assembly.
AUUGAGACCUCGGCCAAGACCCGACUCAAUGUGGACCGGGUUUUCUUUGACUUAAUGCGAGAAAUACGUAAACGAAAGCUGACGGACGCCGAGACGAGUAAUGGCCCCAAAAAGGCCGGCCGUAAGAAAAAGAGGUGUAUUAUCCUGACCACUGCAUUAAAGACAUUAUAUCGCCAUUUUGUGUGGUGUACGGCCAUCGACAAUGACGGUUAUCACUGGUGUUUCCACGUGACCGGUGAGUCGAGUGGGUUCAGUGGUAUCGGUUCCGUAUAUUUGAAAUAUGAGAAACUGGUGGUUAUUUUGACUGACCCGGAGUCAGGAAAAGUGUCCAAAUGUCGGGUUAACAACCAGGAGGGUGUUGCACAGCAAAUGAUUGUCAAGUACAAUCUUCAGGCCGUCGAUGUUGGAAGUGUGGUCAAGGAGUUACACAUCACCAUGCGUAAUGACCCGUUUGUAGGGUAUAGCCUGCUUGUAUGUACCACAUUAUUUUUACUAUGUUACCAUUAA